AUGAAGCCUUCAUCAUCGGUGGAAAAGGACUCUCUGAAGAUAAAGAAGGGGCAGGAUCUGUCCCUUGCUGGGGAGAAUACUGAACAGCUGGCUGUAGCACAGGGUGUCAGUUGGAAGGAGGCUUUUCUGUUUCAGGUUGGUAGAGUUCUCCUUACCGCUGGGCCAAGGAGAGUGGUUGACGCUCAAGACCCACAGACUUUGGGCCAUCUGCCUUCUCCAAAGACGACAGAGGUGAGGGCCAAAGAAGAAUAUCAAAAAGCGAGGAAAGAAGAGGAGAUAAUGAAUAAAGAAAAGGAGGAGGAGGAGAAGGAAGAGAGAAAAGCAACCAUGCUGGAUCUUCUGUUGCCCUCCUCAGGGCCGCUGCCGCUGCCAGCUCUACUACAACUACCCUGGGAUCGAGGUGACCUGCCCCCACCUCCCAAGAUGCCACGUAUUGACACAGAGAAAGAAUCAGACAGCAUGAAGAGCGUGAAGGGUCAAGCCACCCAGAUCUCAGAUGGUAAAGCAGAUGCCUUACAGCCUGAAAACCAGAUGGUGUCAGUCCACACUGCCCCUCUGCCUGUCCUGCCCAGCCCCCCACCUCCUUCAGGGCCUGCAGGCUUUCUGUCUCUGCCCACUGAUGGGAUUUCCAGCCCUGGUCCUCCUGCCCCAACUCUCUUUUUAUGCCAGGCUGCUGGGCCCCCAAUCCCAUCUGUCCCUUCACCUCCCCUCACAGCAAAUAUACCCACAAUCCCCAUUUCUCCUUCAGCUCUCCCCUCUGAGCCUCUUCCUCCCUGUAGGGCCAGGCCCAGUGUGGAGACUCCACCAGAUGCAAAGAAAGGCCCGGCUGAUUUGACCACAGCUUUGGCUUCUGCCAUUUCUCAUCUCCCCAGGCCUGGUCCUGAACCUUUGUCUUUCAACCUCCCCUCCUGCAGGAGGGUGUCCCCAGCCCCAAUGAGCAUAGCUGGUCACCCUCCCCUCCCCUUCCCUGAUACUUCUCUAGCCCCUUCCCUCAGGAACCCUCCUACAGUGUCUACCAUGGCAUCCCAUGCCUGUGAGGACAUGAGCUGGGAGCCAUCUUCAGGGCCUGCAGUGAUGGACAUGGAUACCACACCCCCAUCUGAGGCAGCUAUUCUGAGCUCACCCACAGUCAGCAGUGGUAGCUGUUUGCCAUUUGCUCCUAGCCAUGGCUGUAUGCACCAGAGGCUGGCUGCAAACGCUGCAGUGUCCACUGGCCCACUCACACUCAGGGUGCCCUGCCACACCCCCAUUGGGAAUAAUCUGUACACUCCUAGGCCUAGCAAUGGGUAGAAGCAGGGAGUGUCUCCCUCUGGUGAUCCUGGUGUUUGGACUCAGCCUGGGCUGGACCCAGCUCUUCCUGCCAUAGCAGCAAUAACACCUUCUCAUGCUGCCAUGGACUUGGAGUUCAUGGAUACCACCCCUCCUUCUAAAGCUGUCAUCUUGCACUCUUCCCCUGCUGCUGACCAUGUCUCCAACAGUCUGCUUCCCCAGUCAGUUUGGGGGCCUCUUAAGGCUUGCAACCAUACUGGAGCUACCUCUCAGUCCACCCCUGCACUGCUAAAUGGGCCUCGGCCUAACGGCUGUGUCUUUCUGAGGAAUCCAUCCACGUCAACAGCAGCAAUUGGCCUCACCUCACUAGCUGGCCAACCUGCUAGUGGUAGCACCGCUCAACUAGGAUUUGCAGGCUCAACAUCACCUGUUCACUGGGGCAAGCCUAAUGACACUGUGCUGGUCUGUGGGAAGCGCUCAGGUGCUUCCUACAUUGCUGUGCCCACUUCAGGGUUUACCCUCCACACAGGAGUGGGCUCGGAACUACAGCUCAUCACCCAUCAACUUCACUCCUGGCACAUCACCAUUGGUGAGACCUGUGGUGCCACUGAUUGGAGAGAACUGUGCCCAUGGCAAGCUCACACAAGGAUCAGUGUCCACAGGAUACACUGCUGGACGGAAGGGGAAAGACAGUAGAGCUUCUGUUGCCCCUAUUGUUCUCAAACUUUGCCGCUCAUCUGCACACAGUGGUGAUGCUGUGCAAGUGGAGGCUGGAGGACACUAGAAGAGGGCUGAGUGGCCCUCCCUGGACUGACUUCUACACAAGGCUGGCAAGCACAACCUUUGCUGUUUACAGAUCUUCAUAUGCAAGUAUAAAAUUCACUUCUGCAGAUGCCCACAGA
Molecule: messenger RNA, 2171 nt
Organism: Peromyscus eremicus (cactus mouse)
Lineage: Eukaryota; Metazoa; Chordata; Mammalia; Rodentia; Cricetidae
Product: nuclear pore-associated protein 1-like
Exons: 3
Coding region: 1-1290 (429 amino acids)
Source: RefSeq, a predicted model, not a curated record